AUGCUUAAGCGCAAGGCGAAGGCGCUGGGCCGCACCGAUUCGCUGGGGCCGGGCGCGGCAGCAGCGGGCGCGGCUGCGGCGGCGGCAGCGGCGAAGCUGGCGAGGGCGGAUUCCGGCAUGGACGUGGACGACCCAAACGGCUUCCAGUCCACCAAGGCGGCAGCGGCGGCGGCGCUGGCAGCGCAGGAAGCUGCAGAGGCGGAGGAGGAUGAGGCAGAGUGGCGCGACAUCGAGGCCGGCGCGUGGCCGUUCCGGCGGCUGGCGGACGAGCUCUGUGUGCGGCUGACAGAUACUGGCUGGGAGGUCCGCCACGGCGCUGCGACGGCGCUGCGAGAGCUGCUGCGGAGUCACGCGGCCUUCGCCGGGGUGGUGGCGCCGCUGCAGGAGGGCGCGGAGACGUGCUGGGCUGAGCCCGGCGGGUCAGGCAAGCGCCGCCUGCGCGCCUCCCCGCCGCUCGAGCCUGGCAUCGUGGCGUGCGCGGCGGCGGCGCGCAGCGCGUGGCUGCAGGACUGCAUCGCGCUGUUGCUGGCGGUGCUGGCCCUGGACAGAUUUGCGGACUACGUAUCCGAUCAGGUGGUGCCCGUCGUGCGCGAGACUGCAGCGCAGGCGCUGGGCAUGGCGGCGCAGCCGCUGGACACCGCCAGCCUCUGCCGGCUCCUGCAGCUGCUGUUUUCGCUGCAGCACCACAGGAACUGGCACGUCCGGCACGGCGCGCUGUCUGGCGUGAAGUACUUGCUGGCCGCCCGCCCCGACGCCGUGGGCAGCCUGCUGCCGCUUGCGCUGCCGGUGCUGUCUGAGGGCCUGGCAGACCGAGAGGAUGCGGUGCAGGCGGCAGCGGCGGACGCGCUGGCGCCUGUGGCUGCUCAGCUGCUGGAUCUUGAUCGCGGGGCCGCCUUCCAGCUGCGCUCGGCGGUGUGGCGGCUGGUGAAGGGCAUGGGCGAGCUGUCAGUCGCCGCGAGCAGCUCGAUGGCGCUCCUGGCGGCCCUCUACACGCCGCCGAGCCCGGGGCUCGUGAAGCAGGAGCAGCCGGGGCCGGCGGACGGCGCCCCCGGUGUCGUCGCGGCAGCAGCGGCGGCGGGGGCGGUUACGGGGGUUGUGGUCAAACAGGAGGAGGGCUUGGUCAAACAUGAGCCGUGCGCGGCGAGCGUGAAGGUUGAGGAGGGGCCAGCGGGCUCGUCAGGAGGUGUCGUGAAGCUGGAGGAAGCUGCCGAGGGGGCGGUGUGGCGGCUGGACAGCAAGGGUCUUGAACAGGGGGAGGAGGGGCAAGGGGGGGAGGAAGAGGAGGAGGGCGCGUCCCUGGCCGCCCACCUCCCGCUGCUGUGGCGCUACCUGCGGCACCCGCUCACGGGCGUGCGGCUGGCGGCAGCCCAGUGUCUCGAGCGCCUGGCCGGCAGCGGCGGCGGCCGCGGAGGCGAAUGGCUCGCGCCCGUGCUGGGCCCCACCCUGAGGCUCGUGUAUCAGUCUCUUGUGAUGGAGGCGGACGGUCGCGUUCGUUCACAGCUGCUCGCCGCCUGGGCCGCGCUGCUGCGCGCCGCCGGCGGCGCAGCCGCGGCCGCGGCGCUGGCUGUCGUGGACGUCACCGCGCUCGCUGCGCUGAUGGCGACGCCGGCGGGGUCGCCGCCCGACCCCCGGCUGCUCGUCGCCCCCGACGGCGCGGGCGGCGUCGGGCCACUCAGGGCGCCGGCGGCCGGCGGCGGCGGCGGCUUUGGCGGCGGCUCGACGGCGCGUGCGUCGCCGACGAAGCGGCGGCGGGGCGCAAGGAAGCAGGCGCGGUACGCGGAUGAGGAGGAGGGCGGGCUACAUAACAGUGGCGGCGGGGGCAGCGGCGGCGAUUUUGGGGGUGCGGGCGACUCGGACGUCGACGACUGCCUGCUGGGCGGCGGCAACAGGGGCGGCAGGUUUGGCCUGGGGUCAGGCUAUGACCCUGAGGCGGUGGUCGGCGCGGACGGCCCCGACGCGGCGCUGGAAAUGCGCCUGGCGGCGGCGGCAGCGCUGGCGCAGCUUGCGUGGCGCUCGGCCGCGCACGCGCCGGCGCUGGUCCCGACCGUCCUGCUUGGUAUGCUGCAGCAGCCCUCGGCCACGGCGCGACAGCUGGCGGGCCUGGCCCUGAAUGAGUGGCUCCUGCUCGCGAUGGACCAUUUGAACCAGCAGCAGCAGCAACAGCAGCAGCAACAGCAACCGCAGCAACAGCAGCAGCAGCAGCAGCAGCAGCAGGAGGGACAGCCGGCACCCGCGGCCCACCAACUGCUGCGCGGCUCCGCCGUCGCGCGAGCCGACGCGAUGCGCGGGCUCGUGCCGCCGGAGCUGCCGGCAGCAUGCCUGCAAAUUCUGUGUUCUGCAACGGCGGCUGCGCCGCGGCCGCCGGGGGCGGAGCCUUACUUGGAAGCUGCGGGGGUGUACGUGGGGAUGCGGCGGGAGGUGCUGAUCGCAUUUGACGCGCUGCUGAAGUCUGGCGCCCCGCUAGCCAUCCCGGCCGGCACCGUGCUGGACGCGAUUUCCGCAGAAACUGCCCAGCAGCUGCUCGCCGCGGCGGCGGCUGCCCCCGCCGCCGAGGCCGCGCGCGCGUCGGCGCUCGCCGCCGCCCGCCAGGUGGCGGCGCUCGAGGCGCACCUCCACGGCGGCGUCUGCCUCGCGCUCGCCAGCGCGGCGGCGGCUUCCGGGCAGCUGCCCGAGAAGCUGACGCCCGUCCUCGGUGCGCUGAUGCAGGCGCUGCGCCGCGAGCCGGGGGCGGCGCUGCAGCGGGUGGGGGCGCGGGCGCUCGCGGAGCUGCUGCUGUGCUGCGUGGAGCGGGCGCCCUGCCCAAACGGCAAGGUUCUCAAGAACCUCUGCAGCAUGGCGUGCGGCGACGCCUCCGAGACGCCACAAGCGUCGGACCCCGCAUGGACCGCCAACGACGAAAAUGGCGGCGGCGACGAGGAUGUGGACGCUAUGGCUGAGCGCCGUGACAGUCACUCCCGCGCCGGCCCCAGCACGCACGGCGCGCCCGGCACGCCGCAGCCCCCGCCGAAGCGUGGCCGCCCGGCGAGCAAGUCCCCCACGCCGCCGCAAGGGGCGCGAGCGGAGGGCGCCGCAGUGCCUAGGCAGCAGCAGCAGCAGAGCGCCGCCGCGCAGGCGGCUGCCGCGGUGGCGCGGCGGGGCGCGGAGUUCGCCCUCGCCGCGAUCGGCUCUCGUUUCGGGCCGCAUCUCUUUGCGCUGCUGCCUGCCCUCUGGGAGUCCAUGGCUGCGCCGCUCGGCGCGGACCCGGCCCCGCCGGCGCCGGAAGGCGCCUCGGGGAUGCCCCCUGCUGCCGCCGCUGCUCAUGCUGCCGCCGCCGCAGCGGCGGCGGCGGCAGCCGACCCUCAGGCUGCCAUCGACGCCCUACAGAUCAUCAAAGUCGUGCUGCCAAACGCCCACCCGUCGCUGCUCCCCCAAUCCCUGGACGCCUUGCUGCCCGCCGUCUCCGCCUGCUGCACCCACCCCCACGGCGCUGUCCGCGAGGCCGCCGCGCGCUGCGCGGCCGCGCUCGCCGCCGCCGCGCCUGCCGCCGCGCUGCCGCCGCUGCUGCGGCUGCUGCUGCCCGGGCUGGACGGCACGCGGCCGGCGGCGGCGCGGCUGGGGGUCGUGCAGACCGUAGGCGCGGUGGCGGCGCGGCUGCAGACUGCGCUGGUGCCCUUUGUGGUCCUGCUGGUGGUGCCGCUGCUGCGGCGGAUGAGCGACCCGCACCCUGGCGUGCGGCGCGGGGCGGCGCUGUGCUUCGGGCGGCUGGUCGCGCUGCUGCCGCUCGCGCAGGGGCUGCCGAUGCCGAAUGGCCUAGACCCCCAGCAGCGGGCAGCUGCAGAGGCGGACUGGCAGUUUCUGCUGCAGCUGCUGGACAACCGCCGAGUGGGUGACUACGAGGUGCCGGUGCCCCUGAAGGUGACGCCGCGGCCCUACCAGCGGGACGGCAUCAGCUGGCUGGCAUUCCUGCGGCGCUUCGGCCUGCACGGCAUCCUGGCAGACGACAUGCCGCUGCCCGCGCCGCCGCCGCCGCCGCAGCAGCAGCAGCAGCGGUUGCCGUCGCUCGUCGUGUGUCCCGCGACGCUCGUCGGCCACUGGGCGCACGAGAUCGUGAAAUACGUCGACCCCGCGGCCCUCCGCCCCAUCCAGAUCGCCGGCGCCCCCGCCGAGCGCCGGGCAGCUGCCCGGCAGCUGCUCAGCGGCGAAUACGGCGUCGCCAUCAUGUCGUACGAGUCGCUGCGGUCCGAGGCGGAGUGGGCGGCGGGGGUGGGGUGGGAUUACGUAAUUCUCGACGAGGGCCACGUCAUCCGCAGCAGCAAGAGCCGGCUGGCGCAGGUCACCAAGCAGCUGAGGGCGGAGCACCGGUUGGUCCUGAGCGGCACGCCCAUCCAGAACAGCGCGCUCGAGCUGUGGGGGCUGUUCGACUUCCUCAUGCCGGGCUUCCUGGGGGAGGAGCGGGAGUUCAACGGGCGCUACGGCCGCGCGCUCCAGGCGGCGCGCUACAGCAAGCGCGGCAGCCGCGAGGCGGAGCUUGGGGUCCUCGCCAUGGACGCGCUGCACAAGCAGGCGCGCACCCUGACGCGCUCGCCUCCCCCCUGCCGACUGCCCUCGUACCCUUGCUGGUCAUGCCCUUCGUCCUGCGGCGCACCAAGCAGCAAGUCUUGA
This is a messenger RNA of Monoraphidium neglectum, 4641 nucleotides long. Its product is annotated as TATA-binding protein-associated factor. The coding region runs from base 1 to 4641 and encodes 1546 amino acids. The transcript has 18 exons. NCBI's taxonomy places the organism in Eukaryota, Viridiplantae, Chlorophyta, Chlorophyceae, Sphaeropleales, Selenastraceae. Gene Ontology annotation, molecular function: ATP hydrolysis activity; TBP-class protein binding; ATP binding. The record is from RefSeq and is a predicted model, not a curated record.